CCUCUUCCUCCCCGUGCCGCCAACACUCCCGCGCGCAGUCCCACACCCAUCCCUUGCACAACUCUACCCAUCACCACGAACACGCCGACUCACUCACCGCAGCUAUCAACGCACCGAGCCACACGGCUAUAGACACCCCCGGCUUGCAUCAGUCUCUUCGCGCCUCCGAUUAGCGCGAAAGAAGUUAAACAUAUCACACAUUACUUACGUACCUGGAUUUGAACGUCUCACGGGCAAGUGCUUCGGUUGGCAGACUUUGCGAAGCAGUACAAAGCAAGAGUCAUGCUGCCCGCCACCGCUCCAUCGCGUGGAACCAUCCGUCCGAGUACCACGUUUGAUGCAAAGACCGAUGCAGAGAGACUCAAGAAAGCGAUGCGAGGCCUGGGCACGGACGAGGAUGCGAUGAUCGACGUCCUGACACAGCGGAGCGCCGCUCAGCGACAGCAAAUCACCGUGGCGUUCCGCAGCCUCACGGGGAAGUCGCUGGUGUCGGAGGUGGAAUCUGAGGUGUCCGGAGACCUGGGAAGACUCCUCGUGUCUCUGCUGCUCACGCCGGCCAUGCUGGAUGCGCAGGACCUGCGGAACGCCAUGAAGGGCGCCGGUACCAAUGAGGAGACUCUAAUGGAGAUCCUCGGCACCCGGACCAACAAACAGCUGGGGGAGCUGGUGCUCGCAUACCGCGAGGAGUACAAGACUAGCCCUGACGAUGACAUUGGCUCUGAUACGACCGGCUACUUUGAAAAGACACUUCUGACCCUGCUGAGGGGCAGCCGUGAUGAAAGUGGAAAACCAGACCUCCAGCAGGCACAGAAGGAUGCAAAGGUGCUGUACGAGGCUGGAGAGAAGAAGGUCGGGACGAAUGAGGAUACGUUCAUCUCCGUGCUGUGUGGCCGCAGCGUCCCGCAGCUCAAGCUGGUGUGUGAGGAGUACCGCAAGGUGAGCUCCAAGGACCUGGAGGACGUCAUCAAGAGCGAGACUUCAGGGUCCUUCAGAGACCUACUGCUGGUCAUAGUGAAGUGUGCCAAGAACACCGCCACCUAUUUCGCUGAGCGACUGAACUCGGCAUGCAAGGGCUGCGGGACGCAAGACCGCACGCUCAUCCGCGUGCUGGUGUCCCGUAGCGAAAUUGACCUCCAGGACGUGAAGGUCCAGUACCUGGAAAAGUACGGAAAGCCCCUGAGCCAGGUCAUCAAGGAGGAGACGUCCGGGGACUACCUCAAGGCCCUGCUCAAGGUGUGCGGAGAUAAUGCGUGAGGGAGCCCGUGGGAACCCGUGAGUGGCAGGAGGAGGGACCCAGCGAACGUGGAACGUUGAGGCAACGUUGGGCCAGCCACGGUGCUGACGUUUAGGGCAGUGUCGGCAUGUUUACUGGCAAUUUGCAGCAUCACCAUCAUCUACACCAUCAUAAAAUGAAACACUCACGUGUUAUGCAUACAUUUUACGUAGAUAAAUUCAGGGGUGCGGGAAGCCACAAAAAAGUGCAAAGGUAGCCAGAACAAUCGCCCAAGCUUUGUGGUCCUAGAUUGUUGAUGUUUGGCUAACUCCAUCAGUCAUUAUCCCUGUGGGAAGAAACCGGAGCACCCAGACAUGCGAGUGGGUUGACGUGCUACGGAUGGAAUACAGAUGGAAAUUAAUCAACUUGGGUGUACUACCAUCAUAUCCUGGCGAGCCGGGAGAUAGCAACCUCAUCGGAUGACAGAGACGCGUAAGCCACUAUCAUAACCACUAUCAUCAUCAGUGUCAUAAUUACCAUCAUCACAACCACCAUUGUCAUCAUCGGUGUCACGAUCACCACCACAACCACCAUCGUCAUCACUGCCAUCAUCAUCAGUAUCAUCAUUACCAUCAUCACAACAGUGUCACUAUCAUCACCACCAACAUAAUCAGCCGCAUCAUCAGCAGAGGCCGCAUCAUCAGCAGGUUAAAUAAAGGAUGCCAAGUCAGAGGAGACACUGUCCAGACCAUGCCCACUCGCUUUUCUCAACAAUCGUAGAUGCUUUUCUUGAACCUGCGUCCGUGUCCUCCGCGCGCUCCUCCUCUCUGUCUCUUGUUGCGCCGCAUCUCUCCACGCUUUUGUGGCACUUUUCAGUUUUCCUUCCAAUCUCUUGUUGGGGUUUUUUGUUUGGUUGUUUGUUCCAUGACCCCAUUUAGAAUCCGUGUUUCACAGUAGCCCGUGUGCUAGAGUGGCAUACCCGUCAACCCCUCGUCAUUGCCCUAUCUUGUACCAGACCAAUUCAGACCUUACCCUUGUAAAUCUCAACGUUCGUCUUACGAAGUGCCAUCACAAGGGAGAAACACAAAUAGACAGAAAAAUGUGUCCGUAUUGAAAUGGCUGUACGCCGUAUGGACCUGAAAACUCAAUUUCCCUGUACAAGAACACGGGGUCAAACCGUAUGGGUUGACACGGUAUGGCAGUGAUGGUGGUGUUGGCAACUUGUGGAUUUACUAUUACGAGCGAGAUGAUUGUGAUUGAUUGAUGAUUCCGAUUGUUUACCCAAGGAUUAAAGCCUCGCAAAGUCUCAAGCCUUUUUAUUA
Messenger RNA from Petromyzon marinus (sea lamprey), 2535 nucleotides. Its product is annotated as annexin A3-like. The record is from RefSeq and is a predicted model, not a curated record. Gene Ontology annotation, cellular component: cytoplasm; nucleus; plasma membrane. Lineage: Eukaryota; Metazoa; Chordata; Hyperoartia; Petromyzontiformes; Petromyzontidae. Gene Ontology annotation, molecular function: calcium ion binding; calcium-dependent phospholipid binding; phosphatidylserine binding.